Messenger RNA from Toxoplasma gondii ME49, 2665 nucleotides. RefSeq names its product centrin 2. The coding region runs from base 1005 to 1517 and encodes 170 amino acids. The transcript has 2 exons. NCBI's taxonomy places the organism in Eukaryota, Apicomplexa, Conoidasida, Eucoccidiorida, Sarcocystidae. Gene Ontology annotation, cellular component: centrosome; centriole. Gene Ontology annotation, molecular function: calcium ion binding. The record is from RefSeq and is a predicted model, not a curated record. Gene Ontology annotation, biological process: mitotic cell cycle; centriole replication.
CUGCACUUUCAGAUGUCGUGAGAAUAUACAAGACGACUUCCACAGAAUCCGUUAGACACAGGGUACACAGAAAGCCCGUUAUCACUUCACUCCCUUGCUCCAAAAAGAGUAGGUUUCUCCUGUCGACUUGCUCGUUGCAGAGCUCAAAUUGGUGGAGGCUGUCUUUGGUGAUUCAUCUCAGUUUUCUCAUGCGCUUGUCUGCCCGUCCUGUAUCUUUUCUAAAGACAGUGGUCACUAGAUCUUCCCUUUUCCCCUUACGGUACAUCUUCUGUUUCCUUGGUACUGGCUGUAUUUUUUUCAUUGGAUCCAAAACUCAUUUCUCAGGUUUUUCGGGAGUUCUUGUGUCCUCUCUACAAGACGUGCAACGAUCGCUUCUCGGUUCCUACCCUGGGCCCUCUCCCGCCCUGCGGUCCAGCGCAGCAUUGCCUCUCUAGGGAGCAUUAAUGAAUGAAAUUAACCAGGAAUCGCCAGUCUUUUGCGCGUCGUUUUUACUCUGUUCUCUUUUGGUGUACACAUCUUUGCGUUCGUAACAGGAUUUAAUUUUCCUGCAGCUGUUGCUCGCUCGGUGAGAAACGGGCCGUCUCAAGCCGAGUGCUGGUUUUUUACCAACAAAAUAUUUGUAGGACAAUCCCGCUUUUUCGAAUCUUCGUGUAGCUUGCGCAACUUAACUCCCCUUCAACCCAUUUGACGGACGAGAUCCCCUGUGUCCUUCCGAGCGGCAACCCCCUUGCUCGAAGCCACGCUCUCUCGUCUGCCCUCCCAGUGUAAAAUAAGAGGCGUGUAUUGGCUUCGCCUCUUUUCCCAAACGCACCUUUCCUCUCCAUUUGCUUGCUCGUCUGGCGUGUCGAAAUCAAUUCGCCUCUUUCCUUCACUCAGAAUUUCCUCCUCAUUUUCGCGCCCAAGGCUGCUCGCUUGCCUGAGCUGUCUUUGCUUCGGUUCGCCGUCCGUUUCUGCGGCUUCUCUGCCUUCUACAUUUGGCCUUUUUUUGUCGAGCGUGUUCCAAAAUGCAGCGAGGAGCACUGCGAGGGGCGAGCCCGACAGCCAGGCGUCGACUAGUUGAUCGGCCUGGACUAACAGAGGACGAAAUCGAGGAGAUACGCGAAGCUUUCAACCUCUUUGACACAGACGGCAGUGGUAUGAUCGAUCCGAAAGAACUAAAGGCCGCCAUGCAGUCUCUCGGCUUUGAAACAAAGAAUCCGACGAUCUAUCAAAUGAUCGCAGAUCUCGACCGCGACUCCGGCGGACCCAUCGACUUCGAGGAAUUUCUUGACGCCAUUACCGCGAAGCUGGGUGACAAGGAAAGCCGCGAAGGAAUCCAGAAGAUUUUCAGCCUCUUCGACGACGACAGAACAGGAACAAUUACACUAAAGAAUCUCAAGCGUGUAGCAAAGGAAUUGGGAGAGACGAUGUCUGAAGACGAGCUUCGUGAGAUGCUUGAGCGAGCGGACUCAAAUGGCGACGGGGAGAUUUCCUUCGAGGAUUUUUAUGCGAUCAUGACCAAGAAGACUUUCCCGUAGCAAGGCUGUCGAUUCAACAGAGAGCCACUGUAUUCGAAACACUCAAAACACGGGAAGCAGGGACGUUUCACACGGAACAUACAGACUGUCUCAAUGCCUGGAGAUCAGCGUGGCUCGCCACAGAACUCUUUCCCGAGUAUUUAGUGCCUUGAGGUUGCCUCCUCCGUCUUGUCAGUCGUCGUUCGUGCCCCUUUCAAAGAGAGAAAACCUUAGGUAGACUGCUUUCCUCGUCGCUCUGCAGGGUCACCUGUGUGGGAGAUGAGGAAACAAUUACCACAAGCAAGAGCUACAGCUGCUAACUGUUCCAGUAGAACAGAGCCGACGAUGCGAUUUGACUCACUCCAUGUUGUGUACAUUCUAUUUGGUGCCUUCGAUUUGCUUCCGCAAGAUUACAUAUGAGGAGAAAGACUUUUUUCGCUUUCUUUGCUUUGUUUCUUGAAACGCACAGCAGAGUGGCAUAUGCUUUCGCCAAGUCUACUUGUUCUGAUGUACUUCGAGAAAACGAAUUUGCACCUUUUUCCCUGGCCACGUCGCUGCUUGAGUUGCUUUGUGGGUCUCACAAAAGUGGUGCUUCCCCUCUUGUCCUGGGAUAUGUCUCUGUCGACUCGGCGACUUCUCUUAAGGCGUACCUCACACAUCAUGUGACCUGGUGGAACCACCUCAUGCAAGCGUUUACAGCUCCUCGAGGCACUCACAAGCAGGAGUACGGUGUUUCAUCCUGGUUCUCCUGUUUCAUGAACGACUGCCGUAGUGGUUUUUCGUUGAUGAUUAGCUUGAUCAGGGGUUCUAGAUCACAUGACCGGUUCGGUUCUUCUGUCUGUCCACCCCGUUCAGCAACACGUGUUGCAGUGGAGGGAGUGUGGACAGAGCCGAGUGUGAAAGCAGAGUUUAGGGUUUACUAGCAGGGGAAGCGUCAGUCAGGGGAAGGUGACCAAAGCUCUUGCUGAAAGCAUCUCUCCUGUCGCAAUUCACCUGUACGGAGUCUGCCGACCUACAGGAAACAAAAAACCGAAAAAAGAUUGUACCAGCUACCCUCAAAUGACCCAGUCCGCCGGCUGCCCAGGGUCUCCUCUCUUAGAAACCUAGGACACUGGUCUCUCCCACAGUGUUUUUUUAGGAAGCAGAUUCCUAUUCAAAGCAAACUAACG